Messenger RNA from Xenopus laevis (African clawed frog), 1671 nucleotides. RefSeq names its product serine protease 27-like gene 4 [provisional] S homeolog (gene prss8l.4.S). NCBI's taxonomy places the organism in Eukaryota, Metazoa, Chordata, Amphibia, Anura, Pipidae. Gene Ontology annotation, molecular function: serine-type endopeptidase activity. Bases 329 to 1096 code for a protein of 255 amino acids. Gene Ontology annotation, biological process: proteolysis. The transcript has 4 exons. The record is from RefSeq and is a predicted model, not a curated record.
UAUAUUCUGCCUUCCACUCCUGAAAUGCCCCAUAAUGUAUUUUAUGCUAACAAUGGUAUACAGGCAGCCAGUGGCACCUAUAACAGAGUUGUUAUUAGCAGGAGAGGAGGCAUUAUCUACCUGCUUUUUGCAACACACAUGAUCUCUUGCAACUUGUAGCAUGUGCCAAUAUGCCAACUGAGCCUUUUACCAAUUGCUGCCAGCCACUUUGCAUGGACACCAGCAUUAAUGUCAGCCUGAACCUGAUGGCAAUUCCAAGUUUCCCAAUAGCUGAAAGUAUCAGGUGCCAUUGAUUACAAAUUCCAGCAUCUCCCUUUUUAUUGGCAGAAUGUGGAACACGGCAGCUGUUAUCUCGCAUCAUGGGAGGGCAAAAUUCACAGCCAGCACAAACCCACCUUCAUUCUACACAGUUUUUCUUGGGUCCUACCAGACAAGUGUGGCAAAUGCCAAUGAGACUUCAAUGACAAUCAAAAGAUUUAUUAAUCAUCCUAAUUAUACUUCGGCUGAAACCGGGGCUGAUAUUGCCCUUGUGGAACUCAUCAGUGAUGUGCUUUACACAAACUACAUCCAACCAGUUUGUCUUCCCUCAGUUGGGGUGUCUUUACCAACUGGCCUACCGUGCUGGGUGACUGGCUGGGGAAAUAUCGCAAGUAAUGUCAGCCUUCCAGAACCCAAUACCCUUCAGGAACUGACAGUGCCUCUGAUUGAUAACCAGAAGUGCAACACUUUACUUCAGACUCCAUCUUCUAAAGGAGAACCAAGUUCAAAUGUGAUUUUAAAUGACAUGCUAUGUGCUGGGUACAUCGAUGGUGGAAAAGAUUCCUGCCAGGGUGACUCUGGUGGACCUUUGGUAUGUGCUGAAGCCAGUCGCUGGUAUUUGGCAGGAGUUGUGAGUUUUGGUGAGGGGUGUGGACAACCAAAUCGUCCUGGAGUGUAUGUCCGGCUGACUGUAUAUUAUGACUGGAUUCUGUCAUAUGUUCCUGAGGUCUCGACCAAUAUUCAUAAUGUGUCCUUCACAAGUCCUUUGAUUUCUCUCUAUAGUGGAGUCACAACCACAGCCAUGACCACCAAAGUUUCUGUCUGUGCCUGCCCAUAAUGGCUGCAUAUAAUCAUAACAGCUGCUCAGUUCCAGUAUAUAUAUAUAUAUAUAUAUAUAUAUCUGCAAACAGUUGUGGUUGUUAAACAUCAAAGCCAUCAAAGAUAUCUGUUUGUUAUUUUGUAAAAAAGUGUCUUUCCCAAGAAAAUCUUAAUUUCUGUCAUUAGUUUUAGGGAAACAGUAUUGUAAAUGUCUCAUUUGAAACUGUUUUGGCCAUCACUACUUUACCCUGUUCAUUGAAUACAGCAAUAAAUGCAUACAUUAUUUUUAUAGAAAUUAUGACAAGUCUGCAAGUUGGCAUGUGUAUUAAACUGCCAAACCAGUUAGCAGUAACCAUUUUCAAAUAGUCAUCACUAGUACUGCAUUGGUUAGAAUGGGUUUUGAAUUUUUAUUCAAAAAUAAGCUCCUGCUUUGAGGCCACUGGGAGCAACAUCCAAGGGGUUGGAGAGCAACAUGUUACUCAUGAGCUACUGGUUGGAGAUCACUGGAUUAGACAAAGUUCUGAUGGUUUCUUGCCCAGCUCAUGUAUGUGUGUAUGUGUAAAUAAAUAAGACUCUGGAAAAAAAAGGAAAAUA